Messenger RNA from Nylanderia fulva, 1715 nucleotides. RefSeq names its product ultraviolet-sensitive opsin (gene Uvop). The record is from RefSeq and is a predicted model, not a curated record. Gene Ontology annotation, cellular component: membrane. Gene Ontology annotation, molecular function: G protein-coupled receptor activity. Lineage: Eukaryota; Metazoa; Arthropoda; Insecta; Hymenoptera; Formicidae. Gene Ontology annotation, biological process: G protein-coupled receptor signaling pathway; visual perception.
AAGAAAAUCCUACUAUAGACAGUUCAAUAGUUAAUAUAACUAACGUAAUAUAGACAGUUCAAUAGUUAACUAACGUAAUAUAAAAGCUUGCUGAUAUCAGCAAGUUGGGGAUGAUCUUGAACUAAUCUUCUAUUCGAAGCCAUUUAAGCUAGGUGGAUUAAGGUUUCGCGGAUUUGAAUCACCGCAAAGCGUAUAAAAAGUCCAGGAUAUGAUGAAGUAAAGUAAGGUGAGGGGCUGGCAAACCGUGACAUGCAUACCAACGGAAGCGUUCAUUGGGAGGCAAGAAUUUUGCCAGCAGGACCACCACGAUUGCUAGGAUGGAACGUCCCUGCCGAAGAAUUGGUCCACAUACCGGAACAUUGGCUAGUCUAUCCUGAGCCCAACCCCUCCCUUCACUAUCUGUUGGCUAUUUUAUAUAUACUCUUCACUUUUGUGGCACUACUCGGAAAUGGACUUGUUAUAUGGAUAUUCUGUUCAGCCAAAUCGCUGAGAACUCCUUCGAAUUUAUUCGUGGUGAACCUGGCGUUUUGCGAUUUCAUCAUGAUGCUCAAAGCACCGAUAUUUAUAUAUAAUUCUUUCAACACCGGAUUUGCUACGGGUCAUUUGGGAUGUCAGAUCUUUGCUUGCAUGGGAGCGCUCAGUGGAAUUGGAGCCGGUAUGACGAAUGCUGCUAUUGCAUAUGAUAGAUACAGCACCAUAGCUCGACCACUCGAUGGAAAGUUGUCACGCGGUCAAGUGAUGCUGCUUAUCGUACUCAUCUGGACAUACACGAUUCCUUGGGCAUUGAUGCCAUUGAUGCACGUCUGGGGUCGUUUUGUGCCUGAAGGCUUUCUGACGAGUUGCACCUUCGAUUAUUUGACAGACACACCAGAGAUACGAUACUUUGUGGCCACAAUAUUCACUUUUUCCUAUUGUAUACCAAUGUCUUUCAUUAUAUAUUAUUAUAGUCAAAUUGUCAGCCACGUUGUCAAUCAUGAGAAAGCUCUUCGUGAGCAAGCGAAGAAGAUGAAUGUUGAAAGUUUGAGAAGCAAUGCAAAUACGAAUGCUCAAAGCGCGGAAAUACGUAUAGCCAAGGCUGCGAUUACGAUCUGCUUCCUUUUCGUCCUUUCAUGGACUCCAUAUGGUACUCUGGCGAUGAUCGGUGCUUUCGGAAAUAAAGCAUUAUUAACUCCAGGUGUUACGAUGAUACCGGCGUGCACAUGUAAAUUCGUGGCUUGCUUGGAUCCAUAUGUGUAUGCUAUAAGUCAUCCAAGAUAUAGACUAGAACUGCAAAAACGAUUACCUUGGUUGGAACUGCAAGAGAAGCCAGUUGCAGACACGCAGAGCACCACGACUGAAAUGGUAAACGCGUCUUCGUCCUCCUAAAUCUCAGCAACUGAAUAACUUUUAAUAUUAUUAGAAAAAAUUAGUGGUCAGAGUUAUAAUCAUCGCGAAAUUUAUAUCUUUUAUGAAAGCAGCAUCAUUAUGUUGAUUAAAUUAUGUUGAUGAAAAAUAAAAAAAAAUAAUUUUAGUAUUAUUAAAAAAAAUAAUUUCAAGUUUUCGGAUGAUGCAAAUUUGAUAAGCGCAAUAUUUCCAACUAGUAGCUCUUGCAACUAGUUCAUCUUAUGUACAGAUGAUUUAUUGUUAAAACAGUGUGAUACUUAUCGCUAUAAUCAAAAACAAUAUUGGUUAUAUAUGUAGCGAAACAAUGUGCAAUAAAUUGUACUCCUGGCAUA